Molecule: messenger RNA, 1371 nt
Organism: Oncorhynchus keta (chum salmon)
Lineage: Eukaryota; Metazoa; Chordata; Actinopteri; Salmoniformes; Salmonidae
Product: calponin-1-like
Exons: 7
Coding region: 191-1081 (296 amino acids)
Biological process (GO): actomyosin structure organization
Molecular function (GO): actin binding
Source: RefSeq, a predicted model, not a curated record
AAAAGUGUUGCAAAGUGGUCCACAGCCUCACCAGAGCGGGCAAGAACGUUACAGAAUCUGAAUCCGCGGGUCUGUCAUAUCCAUUGGAGUCCAGGGAGAAAGAGGACUUUGCUGUGGGUUUUCUCGUGCCAGGAUAGAGGGGUGUAUUUCACCAUUUUUAAAUCUCCUCUGUGAAUAAUCAAAUAUAACUAUGUCAAAGAAUUUCAAAGGUGGACCAUCCUUCGGACUUUCUGCUGAGGUCAAAAGUAAGUUGGCCCAGAAGUAUGACCCCCAGAAGGAGGAGGAGCUGAGGCUGUGGAUCCAGGACGUAACAGGCAAGAAGAUCGCUGAUCCUUUCAUGGAGAACCUAAAGGAUGGGGUCAUCUUGUGCGAACUUAUCAACACACUUCAGCCAGGAUCUGUGAGAAAGAUUAACACUUCCCCUCAAAACUGGCAUCAGCUGGAAAACAUUGGCAAUUUUGUACGAGCCAUCACAGUUUAUGGUAUGAAGCCAUACGAUUUGUUUGAGGCCAACGACCUGUUUGAGAAUACCAACUACACCCAGGUCCAGAGCACGCUCAUCACCCUGGCUGGAAUUGCCCAGUCCAAAGGUUUCCACUCCAAGCAUGACAUGGGAGUGAAGUAUGCGACAGCACACCAGCGUCGUUUCGCCCCAGACAUGCUGAAGGAAGGGCGCAAUGUCAUCGGCCUGCAGAUGGGUACCAACAAACUUGCCAGCCAGAAGGGCAUGACAUCUUAUGGCACGCGGCGUCACCUGUAUGACCCGAGGGGGGGAAUGGAGAACCCUCUGGACCAGUCCACCAUCAGCCUCCAGAUGGGCACCAAUAAGGGUGCCAACCAGUCUGGCAUGACGGCCCCUGGCACCAGGAGACACAUCUAUGACAAGAGUCUGGGCUUGGAGGAAUGCGACACCUCCACCGUCUCACUGCAGAUGGGCACCAACAAGAUGGCGUCCCAACAGGGCAUGACCACAUACGGCCUCCCUCGGCAGGUCUACGACAACAAGUACUGCUCCAACCCUGAUGAAUUCAUCAACAACGGAGAGGGGGCUGAGUUUGACGGUACUAUGUACUAUGACUAAAGAGAACAGGAUAACCCCAGUCCACUCCUCUCAAGAACCCCUCUCCACCAGCAAGACCACCCAAACUGUUAUUUACUGUUUUCAUUAUCCUCAUCCCUUGCUGUUGUCUUUGUGAUCAACCAUUCAAAUAAUUGUUGUCCUUUGAGGGGAUUCAUGCCUGGUUCAAUCUCUUUGACCUUGUUUUUAAAAUAAAUGUAAUGUUUUGGCCCACACCCCUCUCUCCCUUUGCAAUGGAUAUUUUUCUAUUCAAAUACGGUCAAAAUAAAUACUAAAAAUACUAAUAAUGUCAA